UGCACUUUUGUUUAUUCUCUAUGGCCUCUCUAACCUAAAAUAAAGUCGACGUCUUUGAAAAUAAUUAUCAAAAACAAAUGAUUAUUUACGUUCGGGAUUGCCCCACUUAAAAGAGAUUCUAAAAAUAUUAGCGAAUACAUGGCAGCGUUAUUUUUAACACCGACUUGAAAUGGUCCAGAAACUCGACUCUUUCAGCAACGAAACCUUAGAUGAUUAUCCGAAUUCCCAGUUAAAAAGCGUUGAAUUAUUUAAUUUGUUCUCGGAACGCUUCAAUGCGAUUUUUGUUAGUGUUCAGAAUUAUUUAGUCAACACAGUGGAGCAUCUUGUCCUUGGAAUUCUUUUAUAUGUUACAAUAUGUAUCAUUCUUUUUUAUGUUAUCACACAAUGGAAAUUUAUCAAGUUCUCUCGAGACAUGAGAAACUCAAAACGACUGCUUUUUGUUAUCGCCCACCCAGAUGACGAAGUAAUGUUUUUCGGCCCCACUAUUUUCCAUUAUAUUAAGAAAGACUGUAUAGUGUUUUUAAUGUGCUUAUCCACAGGAAAAAACUAUGGUAUGGGUAAAGUACGAAGAAACGAACUGUAUAGAUCAUGCAAGGUAUUAGGUAUAAAACAGGAAAAUAUAUUUAUUUACAAUCAUACCAGCUUGCCCGAUUCAAUCGAAGCAAAAUGGCCCCUAGAAGUCAUAUCAAAUCAGGUGCUGUAUCUUGUCGAUGCUUUGAACAUAACAAAUUUAAUAACGUUCGAUAAGUAUGGGAUAUCAGGACACCAAAAUCAUUGCUGUAUAUAUUAUGCCAUUGCCAAUUUAAUAUUAGAUAGACAGUUACCAAAAUUUUGUGGAGUAUUCGUAUUAGAAACGGUGAAUAUUUUGAGGAAAUAUUCGCUAUUUCUUGACAUACCCUUUUCUAUGCUGUCUUCAAGGUUCAUGUACAUGCAUGGGUUCAAGCAAAGAAGCGUAAUGCACAAAGCUAUGAAAAAACAUAAAUCACAAUUGGUAUGGUUCAGAACCCUGUAUAUGAUUUUUUCAAGGUACAUGUUGGUUAACACUUUACAACAAGUGAAUUUAGUGGACAUUGAGCUGGAUUUGGAAUUGGACGAUUAAAAUAUAGUAUAUGUUUAGAAUAUCUACCGGGUGUUUUUGAAAAGUGGCCCACCUCUAUAACUUUUCUAUUUUUUCAGAUAAAUAAACGAAAUUUAGUGUGUUAGUAAACGACAUAAACCAGGAUUGACUUCCCGUUUCACCGGAAGUUACUAAAACUUCUGGGACCCUUACUAUUUUUUUACCUUAUUCAAUAGAAAACGAUAAUUUCAGUUAAAAAAUAGAAUUUUAAAUUUCAAUUUAGAGUGUUGUGGUUGCAUGCCAAAACCAUUAAUUUUUAAUCAAGGAGCUUUUAGAAAAAUAGUUUCGGUCGUCGAAAACAAUUUAAGACCGUCAAUCAAUCCUGAUUUAUGUCAUAAUAUACUAACAUACCGAAUAUCGUUGUUUUUUUUACCAUAAAAAAAAGUUAUGGUGAGGCACUUUGAGAAACACCCGGUAUAUUUUCAAAAAAAUUAAUUUUCAAUAAUACAAUAAUAGCUAGCGCUAGUCAAACCAAAAAUGUACCUACAAUGUAUAUAGAAUGAAUAGAAGAUCUCUUAUUUUCAAUA
This is a messenger RNA of Sitophilus oryzae (rice weevil), 1644 nucleotides long. RefSeq names its product N-acetylglucosaminyl-phosphatidylinositol de-N-acetylase (gene PIG-L). NCBI's taxonomy places the organism in Eukaryota, Metazoa, Arthropoda, Insecta, Coleoptera, Curculionidae. Gene Ontology annotation, biological process: GPI anchor biosynthetic process. The record is from RefSeq and is a predicted model, not a curated record. Bases 170 to 1099 code for a protein of 309 amino acids. Gene Ontology annotation, molecular function: N-acetylglucosaminylphosphatidylinositol deacetylase activity. The transcript is spliced from 5 exons. Gene Ontology annotation, cellular component: endoplasmic reticulum.